Molecule: messenger RNA, 1531 nt
Organism: Argentina anserina (silverweed cinquefoil)
Lineage: Eukaryota; Viridiplantae; Streptophyta; Magnoliopsida; Rosales; Rosaceae
Exons: 4
Coding region: 31-1329 (432 amino acids)
Biological process (GO): RNA polymerase I preinitiation complex assembly; transcription elongation by RNA polymerase I; DNA-templated transcription
Cellular component (GO): RNA polymerase I complex
Molecular function (GO): DNA binding
Source: RefSeq, a predicted model, not a curated record
CCCUCAAAGCUUCAACCUUUGGUGCCCCCGAUGGAUUCAGACACGGAAGAAACCAGGUCCCAAAUGAAGGCAACCAAAGCAGAGCCAUCCACACCAUCAAAGAAGCACAAGAAGAGGAAGAAGGUGGUAGAAGAACCCGACCCAGAAGUCCAAGCCACCAUUAGGAUCAUACCCGGGAACCCAGAGCGGAUCCCACCUCUGGUGGGCUAUUUCCCAUCUGGGUUCGACCCGACCCGGAACCAAGGCCCGGGUUCGACCAAAGCUGGGGUCUUUAGGCACAAGGAGAGAGGUGGGACUAGGCUUCAGGUUGUGGUGACCCCAAGUAAGGAGUCUAAGGUUGAUUUUGUUGGGACUAGCUAUGCUGGUGAGGCUCAGGCUGGGGAGGCUUGCGCUUAUGGACUUGGGAUACUUGAUAAGGCCACCCAGACAUUGAAGAUUGUGCCCAUUGCUGGCAACAAGAUAUUUAGAUUGGAACCAAAGGUUCAAGGCCUUGAUUUAGCUGGUAAGGAGCCAGCAAGUUCAGCAAUUGGAGAACUUUCUGCAGUUGAGAAGGCAGCGAAACGUAUAGACCUUCAUAAUCGUUAUGGAACAAAGAAGUCAAUACGGCAGAAUAAGAAAAUGCAAACCUUGAAGCAACAAGAUGAUCCUGAUGCUCAAAAUGAUUUGGAUGCAAUCAAACAAGUUAUGAUGGAAAGGGAGGAUUCUGAAGCCUCUGAAGCCCAUAUAGAUCGCAAUACCCCACCAUUUAAUGCUUCUGCCACCACUCCCCGGGAUGCUUAUCCCCUGGAUAAGAUCAUCGCCACAGGAGAGUGGAAAUUCCUACAAGAUAUUUAUAAGCUUUCAGAAGGUGGAACAGAAAUAUCACGGGAUUCUUUUCCAGCAUUUGUUUGCAACCGGGUCCAUAAACUGCAGCUGAUCGAGGAUGAAGACAAGAAGAAUAAGCUUUCUUGUAUUUUCUCAUAUAUUACGCAUCUUAUAAAGUUCAAAGAUCUGCAUUCCAUGGAUGGGUAUACGUCUGCAAAGGGCCACAGAUUCCCGCCCAUUAUAAAGGAUAAGUUUUCAACCAUGUUUGAUGCAGUGUCAAAGAGGCUAUCAACUGAGAAAAAUAAUCUCCUCAUUAGCUAUGUGUUGGUGCUCACUCUUUUUGCGGAUGAAUUCCAAACAAGUAUGACAGACAUAGGGAAGGAUCUGAGAAUGACUAAUGCAACUAUAAGGACGCAUUACGAGACCUUGGGUUGCAAGGUGUCUAAGAAGAACGAUGUAUCAACCGUUACCCUUCCUGUGCCCCUCAAAUUUCCAACAGCGAGGCUCAAGCGACGGAACAAGUGAUCUCUGUACAAUUUUUGUCUUUGUGAUCGUUUGACAGCAGAUGGAAGAAUAUUGGUUCUUGGCUCAGAACAUGUUUUUUACCUUUAUAAUCUGUUUGUAUGUUUUAUGUUACUGUGCUUUUAUGUAGCGGUAUGUUUUAAUGGACGGUUGGCAUUGCCUUUCGUUGCUAUAUAGAAUUUGUCAAUGCAUUCUUUUAUUGGCU